Messenger RNA from Scophthalmus maximus (turbot), 2307 nucleotides. RefSeq names its product fer3-like protein (gene ferd3l). Gene Ontology annotation, molecular function: RNA polymerase II transcription regulatory region sequence-specific DNA binding; protein dimerization activity; DNA-binding transcription factor activity, RNA polymerase II-specific. The record is from RefSeq and is a predicted model, not a curated record. The transcript is spliced from 4 exons. The coding region runs from base 1533 to 1985 and encodes 150 amino acids. NCBI's taxonomy places the organism in Eukaryota, Metazoa, Chordata, Actinopteri, Pleuronectiformes, Scophthalmidae. Gene Ontology annotation, biological process: developmental process; regulation of transcription by RNA polymerase II.
GGGAUGUGUCAUCAUUUGUCCGUUCAAUCAGUGAGUGGAGAAAAGGAGCAAUAGAAAAUGACGGAGUUGUAGAGAGAGACAGCUCAGCGAGGGAGAAACGGGGGAGGAGGCAGAUUUGAGGAGAACUAAGAAAGAAAGGGAAUGCGAGGUCUAGUUUCAGAUUUACAGUGGUAGUGGGAGAGAUUUGGCGGUGUUCUUACAGCACACUGAGGACAGAGCCAGAGAAGGAGUAAGAAGACAGAUUUACAUGAUUAGAAUAUGUCAACAGUUUGGGAUUCAAACUUAUUCCAUGGUCCCCAGAGGUUGAAUGAUGACUUUGGUGGACCAAUAUUUACCCAGCAGCCCCAGGGUGAGAUUACCUCAUAUUCUCCCGCCCAGCUGUGCUUUCUCAGCGUUUCCACGACAACCGGCGGAAUGUCCCAUCAUGUUUAUCUGCCCGCCAGGGAAACCGAGAGGAGGAGGAGGAAGCGGCGAGGGGAGAUGGAGAAGAUACACUUCAGUUAAGAGUGUGUAUACAAGAAAAGCGCUUGCAUGGAUUGAUCAUUCGGGAAUGCAAAAGGAACUUCACUACUUGUGUGUGUCGGUGUGUCCACACAGAUGUGAGCACAAGCAUCGAGCUACAGGAAGUUGAGCAGGACAUCUACCCCGCAACUGUCAAGAAGCUGAGUAACAAAAACAAAAAAAAGGCUGAAAAAAGGAGAAUGGGUGACUGAGUUCAGUAAAACAAGGCAAACAACAUUCAGGUCAGACUAUGAUCUGUCUCAACUUCUCGGAUUUGUUAUCCCCCACUAUCAUUAAAAAAUGGUGCCGCUGAUGCAGAGCACUUUAUAAUGACCGGGCGCUCCCAGAGGAUUGAAGCCCUCUGUUACACCAGCGGCCCUCUCAGCAGUCCCUGCACCGUGGACACUGUCUAGCCAUGGAAACGGACAGUUAGGCUGUUUGCUUUAAUUUGCAACAGAAAAGCUGGUGGUGUAUAGUGACAGUUAGGGAAUGUUCUGUUUGGUCUCCCCCUGGCCUGUUUAAGUGAUAAAAGUGUCAUUAUUUAGCCUCUGAAGCAGAGCAGUGAGUGCAAACAAGACUGCCUGACCCUCUGUCAAGAGCCUCCGUUCUUCAGAAGCUCAUUAAGGGCCUCCAGGACAGCACAUCAAUUGGCAGGGCCCUCGCAGUUUCCUCUCUGCCUUCUUAAGCCUCACUCGUCGGAUUCAACCCACUCAUCGGCCGACCCAGCGACACAACUGAGCUCAAUUUAGGGCUCGUGGGGACGUGAAAGAUGUCGCGCUGUGAGGUGCCAUAGGCGAUUUAUUAAAUCGGCAGGAUAGGGGCCUUGGAUUUGAGCCAAAUAGGAUCUCACCCUGUCGAGCUCUGUCCGGAUUUGGAUUCACGUGUCGAGGUGCUCUCCUGCUGUGUCCUCUGUGUCUGGGGAACGACUUCAGACGGUCCCGUGGACGCUGUGAUUGGUUCGUCCGCUUGGCUGAAUAGCAGACGCGUAAAAGUGACAUAUUCCCUAUGAGGCUGCAGUUGGAAGGCUGGCUAUGGCGCUGCAAGGCCGCUUAGUGGACUCUGCGUUAAUGCAUGUUGUCGGUGACAUGAACCUGAUAGAGUUUCCCCAGAAGUACACGUUCGGGCCGAAAGAGCAGGUGGAUACUACCCCGCCCAGCCCGGGCCACCCGACGCGGCUGAGCGACUCGCCCUGGAGCAGGGACUCGGACAACGACGUGCGCACUGCGGAGCUAUGCGCCGAGCAUCUGGUGGUGGGCCCGCCGAGGUACUGCAGGUCCAAACGCAGGAGGCUCAUCACCGUGGUGCAGCGACAGGCGGCCAACGUGCGGGAAAGAAGGCGGAUGUUCAGCCUCAACGAGGCGUUUGAUGAGCUGAGGGGGAAAGUUCCUACAUUCGCCUACGAGAAGAGGCUGUCCCGCAUCGAGACGCUCCGCCUCGCCAUCGUCUACAUCUCCUUCAUGACGGACCUGCUGGAGACCACCUGAGGGGGAACAGUGUAUAUGUAAACUCCAUUCCAUGGCCACUGGGCCAGAUUGAGUUUACCACCGAUUUCAGCGAGGACGCCGAACUGAUGAACUGACUGCAUUCAAUACUAUCUCAGUCUUGGACUGCAAGUUUAAAGAAAACACCUGAGACUAAGAUUGUCAUUUCCAAAGAAACAUUUUCUGAGAAGCUGCAUCAGUGGCAACAUGUCAUUAUAUCAUUUUAUUAGACUGACGUAAACAGGCUGAGAACACUUUCUCCAAAUAUAAUCCAUAUAAUAUAUGUGACUUAUUGUUGUUAAAAAAAAUAAACGUAUAGGCUGUG